CGCCGAGUUCUUCCAAGGUCGGACGAGCAACCCACCGUGAAAGCGAAGCAAGAGUGCAAAGCUAUCAGCAAUUGAUCGCUGACUGAUCUUUCAAGAAGCUUCAAUGGCUUCGCCUCUUGAAGAUGAUAUCUUCGAGAAGCUAAGGUCGCAAGUGAAGCCUGAAGAGCAGGAGAAGAGAAUACAGGAGCUUAACAAGCGACUACACGAACAGUAUGAGAAGCAGCAGUUGAGGGAAACGGCUAUUCUCGAAAGCAACAACACACUUCCAGUGACGAUAUCUGAGGUUCGGGUCCUCCAUGCUGUCAACACCAGACGAAGUUUUCUUCAGGGCAUCGUUAAACCACUUCUGCGUCGAGAUGCAGAGGAGCCAUUUACACUUCGGGAAGCUCGCGAAACGAUAGACUCGGUUGGCAAGAAACUGGACAAGCUUGGCAUCUUUCAAUCGCCUAUAACUGCUUACGUUGACAAAUCAGAGAAGUCUGACCCAUCGACAACGCCUACAGAUCUCAGCGUUUAUUUCCAUGCAAAGGAACGUGGCAGAUAUACCAUCAAAACCGGGACAGAGGCUGGUCACUCGGAAGGCUCCGCCUAUGCGGAUGUACAGUUCAGGAACCUUUUUGGUGGAGCUGAAGCCAUAAAUGCGCAUGCAUCGUUGGGCACUAGGACACGAUCAGCGUACUCCGCAAUCUUCGAUACACCCAUCUUCGGCAAUCCUGACAGAAAAUGGCAAGUGGGUGGCCUAGCGAGCUCGACGCUAAAGCCGUGGGCAAGUCACGAGGAACGGCUGAGAGGGGCUUUCUCCAAGAUCCAAAUUGUCACCGAGAAUGAUCACAUCCACGAAUUUGGGUACUCAGGUUCAUGGCGGACGAUCACCGGGUUAGCUGAGAAUGCCUCGCCGACAGUGCGGCUUGACGCGGGCGAUAGCUUCAAGUCGAGUCUCACCCACACUUUCAUCAAUGAUAAGCGAGACUAUCCUCUACUCCCCAACAGUGGCUACCUCUUCAAGACUGUUAGCGAGAUCGCAGGUUUCGGGCCCCUCCGUGGUGAUGUGGGCUUCUUCAAGACUGAGCUCGAGUCACAAGCCGCAAUCCCAAUUCCUCUUCCUGGUAUUGAAGGUAGUAGUGGUGUAUCCUUCAACCUCGGUCUUCGUGGCGGCAUGCUGUACCCGCUCACAGCGGGUGGCGGAGACAUUCCACUGCAGUCGCGCCUGAACGAUCGUUUCCAGCUCGGAGGGCCGACAGACGUACGCGGCUUUAAGAUCUCAGGCCUAGGACCUCAUGACGCUGGGGAUGCUGUUGGUGGUGAUGUGUAUGCUGCAGGUGGGGCAAGCUUACUCAUGCCGCUCCCACGCGUAGGCAAAGAUACGCCGCUCCGUCUCCAGGCCUUCGUCAAUGCAGGACGGCUGCUUUCUCUGAAGGGUAAGACCAAGGACGGGCAAAUGACGAGCGAAGAAGUGCACUCAAAUAUGAAGCGCACACUCUCGGAACUACGUAAUGGAUUACCCAGCGCAUCGGCAGGGCUCGGCCUUGUGUAUGCGCAUCCGAUGGCAAGGUUCGAGCUCAAUUUCAGCUUACCUCUUGUGAUGCGAAGGGGCGAGGAGGGACGUAAAGGUGUGAGCUUUGGCGUGGGGAUCAGUUUCUUGUAAAUAGACUAUAUGCGUGCUUGAACGUUUUGUGUGCGAGAACAUCUGUAAUAGAAACAAAGCAAUAUAUGUGCCAUCCCGGUCCAUUUGCUGUUCUGAGUUGAAAA
This is a messenger RNA of Verruconis gallopava, 1749 nucleotides long. RefSeq lists its product as uncharacterized. Gene Ontology annotation, cellular component: outer membrane; SAM complex. The record is from RefSeq and is a predicted model, not a curated record. Bases 104 to 1645 code for a protein of 513 amino acids. NCBI's taxonomy places the organism in Eukaryota, Fungi, Ascomycota, Dothideomycetes, Venturiales, Sympoventuriaceae. Gene Ontology annotation, biological process: protein insertion into mitochondrial outer membrane. The transcript is spliced from 4 exons.